Molecule: messenger RNA, 2538 nt
Organism: Canis lupus familiaris (dog)
Lineage: Eukaryota; Metazoa; Chordata; Mammalia; Carnivora; Canidae
Product: collagen alpha-1(I) chain-like
Exons: 6
Coding region: 1-2538 (845 amino acids)
Source: RefSeq, a predicted model, not a curated record
AUGGUUCAGACUCCCAGGGGGUGGGGUGCGGUGACCGAGCGCGGAUUCCCGGGCUGGCACCGGGCGCGCUCCUACACCAGGGAGGCCUCAGUAGAGGAGAAAAGAGGAGUGGAGAGGAGAGUGGGCUCCCUAGGAAGGGGUACGGGAGGGGCAGCAGGGGAGCCGCAGCCGGCGGGGCACAGUGCGGCUUUGCGGGCCUGGAGGAAGCUCGUUUAUCUGCGGGAAGACGAGCGCGGCCUGGGCCUAAGCGGGGCGCACACACUCCCAUCUCCCUGCGCCCCGAAUGGCAACACAGAGGUCGGACUUCAGACCCCGGCCGCUCGGGGCUGCUCACCUGUACCCAGGGUGGGCCCACUGUUUCCCACCGCCGGCCGCCGUUCAGCGGACCUGGGCCUCGCCUCCGCCUCCGCCUCCGCCUCCGCCUCGGAGGGCAGCUCCCAGCGCAGCCAGGUGGGUGGCUCACAGCUAAGCCCCUUCGCCGAGCGGGGCAGGCGCGCAGCUAAGAGCCACCGACCCCGAAGCCCGGCGUUUGAACCCAGCAGGAAGGUGGGAAAGUCGGUCGGGUCUUGCCCUCACCGCCCACCGCCCUGCGCGCCGGAAUCCUCUCCAGCCGCCUGGGAAGUGUGCCCGUGGCUCCGAGGGCCGACGCGGGGGACCGCGCUAAUGACGCGCUCUGACAAGUCAGAAUUCGGUCGCCCCCGGAGGCCCACACCUCCUCUCCCGCCUCUUCUGCCUGGAGUGCGCAGAGACCGGGAUUUAUUAAUGAACCGCCUCGGCCUGGUGUAUUCGGUCUGGGAGUUCGGACUGGGAGUUAAUGAGAGGACAGAUAGUUUCUUCAUAGAGGAAGAGCAAACCAUUGGUAGGGAGACGGAUCCAGCGCUCCCUCCACAAACACCUUUUUCUCCCUCCUUCCCUGCAACCGCCAGUCCUUUCUCUGUAGCUCUGCUACGGGAAUCCAGGCGUAUGAAUCCCCGGGGAAUCUGCCUUCGGCUCGCUCCUCCAGGACUGGAGGGUGGGAGGGAAAUCAAAAGGCCGGCUACGAGGCUGGAGAAUCACCUAGGACUGAACUCUUGCUCCCCUCUCGCCGCGCGCUGGCUAGGCCGGCAGCGAGAGUCCCCGCGCGUUCGCGCUGCGCCGCCGCGGCUGCCCCGGGACGCGCGGACCAGGAGCACUACCGCAGCGUCAGAAGCGCCACACGACUGUGGGGUUUUAUCUCAGCGUACUUUGGUGCCGGCUGCGGGCGGAGUGCCGGGGAUCCCACCGAGUGAGAGACACGAUGCCCCAGGAUCGCACCCGGAGGAUCUCCUUUCCCCGGACUCGCGGCACGCCCGGCCGAGGAUCCGAGCACCCCCGCUCCCCUCCUUCCCUGGGCGGCUGCAGCUCCCUCCCGGGGCGGACACUCACCUCCCGCAGAAAGGUCCGCCGGGCGGCGCCGCUCAGACCCGGCCCAGGUGGCGAGGCGCGGAGCUCGGGAAGGUCACUGGGCCCACGCCGGGCAAACUCCUUUCUCCGAGCGGAAUCCCGGGAGCCGCGGACAUGGUCCGGAGGUCGACGAGCAGCACAACAGGAGAGCGGAUCCUCGCCGAGGUCCAGCUCCGUCCACGCGGAGUUUGCAAAACCCGAGGGCGGGUAGAGCCGGCGCUCAGCGCUCGCCCGGAACCCCGCGCCUCCGCCUGCCUGCGGCCGCCGACUCCACCUCAGCUCGGGGCCCGCAGGCUCGCAGGGCCAUCCCCCUCCAGCCGCGAGCGCCCGGAGCUCCGUUCCCGCCCGCGUCCCUCCCCGGGCUGCCCGCCGCGCGGCGUCCGGGGCUUUAGUAGCAGCCCCGCCUCCCCUUCGGGCGGGCGUCCCGCGGCGGCGCGGGGCCCUCGAGCCUGGCUCCGCCUCCGCGCCCGGCGCCCGCUAAUGGUCCACUCUGUUUACUUGUGUUUGGAUAGCAACUGGGUCUUAAAGGAGCAGGUUUGCCCGAGGUUUCCCUGUUGCCGAGAUGAGCCGAAGGUGACUCGGCUCAAAGCUCACUCGCAGCAAAGCCCACCCUCUUUCCUUCGCGGUGCCACUUCUCCUCGUAGUGUAGGGAAGAGUCGACGAGUUCCGGGCUUUGGGGAAGCCGCGUGGCGGGCAGCGCCUACGCAGUCCCCAGGCCCCGCCGCCGCACCAGGCAGGUGCGCGCUCCAGGCCGAGGGCGAGCCCGUGGCUGAGCUUCGCGCCGCGCGCAGGGCUCCCCGAGCCACCUCCGCGCCCACCCCGGUGGGCCCUUGGCUUUCUCCUCGCUCGGCCCCAGCGAGCCCCUUGCUCACGCCAGCAUCCAGAGCGCACGCCGGGUGGGGGCCCGCCCCGGAGCAGCCUCACCCGCCGGCCUCCCCGCGCGCCAAGGCUCGGCUGGGAAGACAGGCCCCCGCCCACGGCGAGUCGUGGGGUCCAGGUGUGCGGAGAGUGAAGUCCUGUCGCCUGCCGCGGCCCGGCUGCUCCCGGGAUCUGAAGCUCUGCGCGGCAGUCCCGCUGCCCUGCGUCCCCGGGAGCUGCGCGGCCGGUUCAGGCUGA